CCAAAGUUUUCACGUUUGUGCUAAAAUCGCUUUUCAGUAGUCACCGUCUUCCCCCUGAAAGCGCAUUUCACAUCGCCGAAGAAGAAAAUUUACACAUGCGUUAGUACAGAGGGUAAAAGAAUGGCGGGAAUACGGAGAGCGAUUCGAUGCAUACAGACGGUUCCGGACUGUCCUCGUCUCACAAGAUUCUCCCUUCGAGCUCCGAAGAAUGUAGAGGUGGAAUAUGACAAUGGCAGUAUGUAUACUUUAUCAGCUGAGUAUUUGAGAAUAUAUAGUCCAGCUGUUGACAGUAAGAUUAGAUCAGUUGGAGGUGAAAAGGUUAUAUCUGGGCGGCGUAAUGUGGGAAUCAUGUCUGCAGAACCUGUAGGGAACUAUGGAGUGAGAUUGUUGUUUGAUGACUUGCAUAAGACUGGGAUCUUUACAUGGGAUUACUUCUAUCAUCUUGGGUGUAACAAGUUCACUCUUAUGAGAAACUACAUCAGAACUUUAAAGAAGCACGGACUGAGCCGGGAUCCACCAAGAAGGAAGUGAUGGGGAAAGUUAUCACGUAAAAAGCCAUUUAAGCACAUAACUGUUGCCGUCCAACCACGAGGAGCAAUGCUGGUUGCCGGUAAGAAGCUUAUUGGAAUUUGUAUUCUUUCUUAAACUUGAUAAGUUCCAACUUAUAUGGUCCAUUUCGUAGAUCUCCUACUCCAUAUAUCUGGUUGUCCUUUGAGCAUAUAUAUAAGCUUAGAAGUUACUUGCAAGUAACUUUUGUGCCAAACUUGUUUGAGCUUUCUUGUAAGUUACUUUCUUUUGAGAAUUUUAGGUCAAAAAAUUGCUUUGAAAGAAAGUAGAUUUGCCAAACAUGCUUUUAAGCAGAAGAAUAAUUUUUCCCUUGAAUCUCUUCGGUACAUUUAGCAUCAUGAUCAUCUGCCUUUCAUUUUCUUGUUUGCUCUUUUGGGUUCCCCCCUUCCCUCACAUUUUCUUGCGCGCGCGCACACACAUAUAUACCCCUCUUAAUUCAUCAAUUUGAAAGUAGAAUCAAGCUGUAAUUGCGUUAGUGGUUUUUCUUUUGAAAUGUGCCAAUCCCAUCGGGAAACGAAUGUUGUACAUCUUAUAUGAACUCUAAUGAAAACCUUAGUUUUUUUUUUAUUUUCA
Messenger RNA from Olea europaea var. sylvestris, 1140 nucleotides. RefSeq lists its product as uncharacterized. The transcript has 4 exons. Bases 121 to 531 code for a protein of 136 amino acids. The record is from RefSeq and is a predicted model, not a curated record. Lineage: Eukaryota; Viridiplantae; Streptophyta; Magnoliopsida; Lamiales; Oleaceae.